Leptosia nina is the source of this 1578-nucleotide messenger RNA. Lineage: Eukaryota; Metazoa; Arthropoda; Insecta; Lepidoptera; Pieridae. The record is from the annotation of a GenBank genome assembly.
AUGAACAGUUAUAUAACCGAAGAAGAUGUUAGGCUGGUGGUUGGAAGAUAUUUUAAGCGUGAGAAUGCAAUUCUUCAGACGUACAGCAUACAGUUCGCCAGCAAGAACAUGCUGGGCUUCCUUUGCGACUACCUGAGUUUAAGAAUAUGGGUGAUGAUCAACGGUGAUGAGCUCGUGAUGGACUGUUUCGUGAAGUGCAUAUCAAAGAACGCCGCAGACAUGGUUAAAGAAAUGAAGCUUUUCGAUAAGGAAUGCAUAUUUUACACAGAUAUCAAGGAGGACAUUUUUGUGACCGGAAUAAAGCCAUGGAGUCCCAAACUAAUCGCAGCAUUCAACGAAUCAAUGGUGUUUGAAAACCUCAUUACCCGCGGAUACAGAAUGCAUAACAAACUCCAAACGUUGGACGAGGCGCACACCAAGCAAGCUUUAAGCACACUAGCUAGGUUCCACGCAUCCACAAUCAUCUACGAAGAAAAGAGAUCCAAAGAACUGAAACGCCCCUACAGCAUCAACGAAGACUACGCCCAAGAUCUAAGGAGAGCGGGAUACAAGAUGACAAACACCUGGUUCCAGCAGUGCAUGCUAGGAGCACUGAACGCCGUGACCCACCACUCCAAAUACGCGGAAAGUAAGGACAUAAUCGAUGCGUGUGUCCAGCGGUGGCCGGACCUUUGGAAGGCGGCUUUGGAUCUAUCAGAUUUCUCGUCUAAGUACAGAAACGUGAUAUGCCAUAGAGAUCUGUGGAAUAACAACUUGCUUUUCCAUUAUGUGGAGGGCGUACCUGACGACUGCCUGUUGGUAGACUUCCAGGCAGCGCGCUGCCAUCCACCGGCUGGUGAUAUCAUGAUGCUGCUGUACUGCAAUUUAGAUCCAGGGCUCCGCGAAGGGAAACUCGAGGAGUUUCUCGACCAUUACCACUUGGAACUGGAUUCGAUUUUACAACGAUUUGACGUUUCUGUCAAUAGCAUUUUGACGUUGGAGGACCUUUACCGCUCCGCUGAGGAGUACCGUCUUUGGGGUCUGGUUACCAGCGCGUGUCUGAUUCCUCAGACAUGGAUGGAUGAUGAAGUAACAACUGAAAUAUUCACGGAUGCGAAGAACUUCGAUGAAAUCCUUUCGAGGGAUAAAGCGAAGUUUUUAAGUGAAAUGCUGCUAAAUGACGAUAACUAUAAGGGUAAAGUUUUAGAUCGGCCUGUAUCUGCUGACGUGGAACUGCGCAGGAGUGGACGCGCCGCUCGCGAUGCGUCGUUCUCUGCGCCGGCGUCUCAUGUAGUCGCGCAUCAGCUUCACCGUGUAGAAAUAGACAAACUCCAGUACAGAGACGAAACUAAAGCCGGUGACGAAGCCGCACCAGCCCCUGGUGAUGAUGGCUUUACGCAGACUACAGACAAUAUAGGCGAAAUAAAGACACUCACUGAUCAAAUCGAACCACUGCAUGAUGACAUUUUGCCCAUAACAGUCGGCCACUUCCCUCGCGUAUUUCACGUGCAGCAUGGAUGUUCCGGAGAAGUUCGCGCCUCGUCUGGAAAAGGUGAACGUCUUCCAAUUUCAAUAUUUAGAGAUACUAGUAACUUCUAG